ACUCUGAGGAGAGAGAAAUGAAGUUGCUGAACUCUUUAUCUGCGGUUGAACAGCUGGUACGAGGCAUCAGAAUUCCUGUAUGUGGAAAGACUUCAGUGUCAAAAGUCAACUUGGCUCCACAGUUAUUAGAAGAAAAUAGCUGUUGGUGAGUGGCUGUUAUGGGAAGUACUCUGUUUUGUGAUGCGCAGCUCUCAUGAGGCAUAAGAAUAACUAUCCUGUUCUGGUUGUGAUAGACCUGCGGAACGGAGACCUUCCUGUCACUAUGUUCAGGGCUGGAUUUGUGUGACUCUGGAGGAUUCUCAGAAGAGAUGAGACAUUUUGGAGACAUUCCCCCUUUGUUCGGAUUGAUUGUCAUCUUUGCAUGAUCCCUGGAGAUGUGCAAAAUUGAAAGAAAAGAAAAAAACAGGAAAGAAACAAGCAGCAUCCAGCACUACUGGGGCUUUCAGCAUUCAGGAUCCCAGCACUAAAACUGGAGAUGUUAAAAUGAUGAAGCACUCUCUCUCUCUCUGGAGCAGCGCAGAGCAGCCAUGACACCUCUGCUCCACUGUGGAAGGUAUGCUGCAUCCUGCUGCUGAACUGUUAUGACAUGUCUCUAGCAAUCAGAAAGAAAAGCUGGGAAGAGCAUGUGACCCAGUGGAUGGGAUUGGCUUUGGAGUCUGUGGAGUAUAAUACAGCAUGUCGUCAUGGACUCGUAGCUGAUAACUUGCAGAUAAGUAUGGAAAAAGAUGAAAUUUUGAAUGUGGACCGGAAAGAAAAAUGUGCUUCAUUUCCAGAGUGUUGUCAUGGUGGAGAGCCAACUGGCUUCCCUGCAAAGCAGCUUGGAAAUGUGUCAAAGGAAUUGGAUGAAAAUGAAAACCAUGAAGAGCAUUUUCUGGAGGCCAGCACAGAAACUCUAGUCCAUGUGUCUGAUGAUGAUGAUGAUGAUGAUGAUGAUGAUGACUAUCCUGCACUCAACCUGAAUGGCGUUAAUCGCCAUAUCACUGCUGUUGGAAGGGAACUAAAAGAUGAAGAAGAGAGUUUAAAUGGAGCAGGCUCCUUAAGACAGGUGGUACAAAAAACAGAGUGUAAUGAGGAAGCUGAAACAUCUGGCAUAAUUGGAGAUGGGGACACAGUUCCUAAAGAGAAGAUGGAAGGAGAUAUUUGUGGCAGUAUUGGCCAAAGCCUGGAGCUUUGUAGUUAUGAAGCCUUAAAUGAGGUAGUACAAGUAGAGAAAGAAAAUCUUUUUAAUUCUCCAAAUGUGAAAGAAAUUAUUAUGCCUGGGAAACAGCUGCUUCAUACUGCUGUAAUUGCACAACAGCGCAGGAAAUCUGAUGCUUUUAAAGACAGCCUUGGAAAGUCUGAAUGUAAUUUGGUACAGAGUGGGAUUUCUUCUGAUUCAUGCCCCAGCAUUGAUAGACAGCCAUGCUCAGCAGUGGAACCCAGUGAGUGCCUUAUGCAAUCUUCUCCUUGCUCUCAUGUUCCGGCAGUGGAAAAUGGUCUGGAUGAAAGUGGUUUCACUGAACCUCAAGUGGCCCCUGAAAACAAAUGCCUUUCAAAUGUCAGUUCAGCAGAAGACACUCAGUGUUUACAUUUAAGGAUUGAUUUGACCACACAAGAAUAUUCAGAUAGUCAAGUGAAACUGCGCAAAAAAAAGGAAAUAACAGGAGAUCGGGAUCGGUCACAGCUAGAUUCAAUGGUGCUGUUAAUUAUGAAACUGGACCAGCUGGAUCAGGAUAUUGAAAAUGCUCUCAGUGCAGGUUCUUCCCCAUCCAGCACUCCAACAUACAAACGGAGGCAUAUACCUGAUGGUGAAUCUGGUUCUGAAAUUGGAGCAGAUGUAGGACAUUCUCAAACAAGCUUGCCUCCUAACAUCCAUACUCCUGAUCAAACAUCCUUCUGUUCAGCAGCCCCUUCUGGAGCUAAACCAAAGGCUGGGGCUAUGCCAGUUAUCUCAGAAAAGGAGAAGGCUGAAAUUGAAGCCAAGGAAGCUUGUGACUGGCUGCGAGCUGCUGGCUUCCCUCAAUAUGCACAGCUUUAUGAAGAUCUCCUCUUUCCGAUUGACAUUGCCCUUGUCAAGCGAGAGCAUGACUUCCUGGACAGAGAUGCCAUUGAGGCCCUAUGCAGGCGCUUAAAUACUUUAAACAAAUGUGCAGUGAUGAAGCUAGAAAUCAGUCCUCACAGGAAAAGGAGUGAAGAUUCAGAUGAAGACGAACCAUGUGCAAUAAGCGGCAAAUGGACUUUUCAGAGGGACAGCAAGAGGUGGUCAAGGCUUGAAGAGUUUGAUGUGUUCCCUCCAAAGCCGGAUGUUAACACCUCCUCCUCCCCAGAGGCUCCUCUCCUCCCAAAUGCGGCCAGCUGUGAGAGCGUGCUCACCGAUCUCAGCGAGCGGCAGGAGGUGGCCUCUAUUCUCAGCACCAGCAGCACCAGCAGCCACCAUCCAACCCUGCAGAGCAAGGCCUCUAGCACCAGAACAAACUCAGUUGUGAGCAUUUGUUCAUCCAGCAAUUUCGUAGCAAAUGAUGAUUCGUUCAGCAGCCUGCCUUUGCCCAGGGAGUUGAAUAGCUUCAGCUUCAACACAAAAGCAAAUGAGAAGAACACUAAAUCUAAAACUAAGAGCCUGCUCAAGAGGAUGGAGAGUCUGAAAAUCAAGAGCUCUCACCAUGGCAAGAACAAAGCUCCUUCAAAGCUUGGCCUUAUUAUUAGUGGGCCCAUCCUGCAGGAGGGCAUGGAUGAAGAUAAACUGAAACAACUUAACUGCGUGGAGAUUUCUGCCCUCAAUGGCAAUCACAUCAGCCUUCCCAUGGUACGAAAAAGGAGCGUCUCCAAUUCUACCCAGACAAGUAGCAGCAGCAGUCAGUCGGAGACGAGCAGCGCUGUCAGCACACCCAGCCCUGUCACGCGCACACGCAGCCUCAGCGCAUACAAUAAAAGGGUGGGCAUGUACUUGGAAGGCUUUGAUCCCUUCAACCAGUCAACAUUCAGCGAUGUGAUGGAGCAGAAUUUCAAGAAUAGGGGAAGCUUUGCAGAAGACACUGUUUUUUUUAUUCCAGAAGAUCAUAAGCCUGGCACUUUUCCCAAAGCGCUCUCCAAUGGCAACUUCUCCCCAACAGAAAGCAAUGCUUCUGUGAACUGGAGGACAGGGAGUUUCCAUGGGCAUGGCCAUCUCACUCUUCAGAGGGAAAACAGUGGAGAUAGCUCUAAAGAGCUGAGCAUGGGGAAAAGGCGCAACUCUGCUAGCUCACUGAGCAGCCGCCUGAGCAUUUACGACAAUGUGCCAGGCUCAAUCCUGUAUUCCAGUACGAGUGACCUGGCUGAUCUGGAAAAUGAAGACAUAUUCCCAGAACUAGAUGACAUCUUGUACCAUGUAAAAGGGAUGCAAAGAAUAGUAAAUCAGUGGUCCGAGAAGUUCUCGGAUGAAGGGGACUCUGACUCAGCGCUCGACUCCAUCUCCCCAUGUCCUUCCUCCCCAAAGCAGAUCCAUCUUGAUGUAGAUAAUGAUCGAACAACACCAAGUGACCUUGACAGCACAGGGAAUUCACUUAAUGAAACAGAAGAGCCCUCAGGGAUGCAGGACAGAAGGGACUCUGGAGUGGGCGCAUCACUGACACGGUCCAGCAGGCACAGGCUGAGGUGGCACAGCUUCCAGAGCUCUCAUCGGCCCAGCCUCAGUUCAGCCUCACUGCAGAUCAAUUGCCAGUCUGUGGCACAGAUGAACCUGCUGCAGAAGUACUCACUGCUGAAGUUAACUGCUCUCCUGGAGAAAUACACGCCUUCCAACAAGCACGGCUUCAGCUGGGCAGUACCGAAAUUUAUGAAAAGGAUAAAGGUGCCAGACUAUAGGGACCGAAAUGUAUUUGGAGUACCACUGCAAGUCAACGUCCAGCGCACCGGGCAGCCCCUUCCACAGAGCAUUCAGCAAGCCAUGCGGUACCUCCGUAACCACUGCCUGGAUCAGGUUGGACUAUUUAGGAAAUCUGGAGUAAAAUCAAGAAUUCAGGCUUUGCGUCAGAUGAAUGAGAGUUCAACAGACAGUGUCAACUAUGAAGGCCAGUCUGCCUACGAUGUAGCAGACAUGUUAAAGCAAUUCUUCCGUGACCUGCCCGAGCCUCUCAUGACCAACAAGCUCUCUGAGACCUUCUUACAGAUAUACCAGUAUGUGCCAAAGGAUCAGCGUCUCCAGGCUAUCAAGGCUGCCAUUAUGCUUUUACCUGACGAGAACAGGGAGGUCCUACAGAUUCUUCUCUAUUUCCUGAGUGAUGUCACAGCUGCUGUGAAGGAGAACCAGAUGACACCAACAAACCUGGCGGUGUGCUUAGCACCUUCCCUCUUCCAUUUAAACACCCUCAAAAGAGAGAAUUCUUCCCCAAGGGUGAUGCAAAGAAAACCGAGUUUGGGAAAACCUGACCAGAAAGACCUAAAUGAAAAUUUGGCUGCAACCCAAGGGCUAGCCCAUAUGAUUGCUGAAUGCAAGAAGCUCUUCCAGAUACCUGAAGAAAUGAGCCAGGGCCGGAAUUCGUACACGGAGCAGGACCUCCGUCCCCUCAGCCUGGAAGAGCUCCGGGGCAGCAGCAGCACCAUGGAGCCCUCUGACUACCACUGCUACCUCCAGGACUGCAUGGAUGACUUGCUGAAGGAAAUGAAGGAGAAGUUUAAGGGCUGGGUCAGCUGUUCCACCUCAGAGCAAGCAGACCUGGCCUACAAGAAGGCAUGUGAAGGUCCCCCACUCCGAUUAUGGAAAACUACCAUUGAAAUUGCUGCUACACCAGAAGAAGUUUUAAAUCGUUUACUUAAAGAGCAGCAUCUUUGGGAUGAAGAUCUUAUAGACUCAAAAGUAAUUGAACCUUUGGAUAGUCAGACAGAUAUAUACCAAUAUGUCCAGAACAGCAUGGCUCCUCACCCAGCCAGGGACUUUGUCAUCUUAAGAACGUGGAGGACAAACUUUCCCAAAGGAGCUUGUGUGCUUUUAGCAACUUCAGUGGAUCAUGACCGUGCUCCAGUGGCGGGUGUCAGAGUCAAUGUGCUCCUGUCUAGGUAUCUGAUUGAGCCCUGCGGGUCAGGAAAAUCUAAACUUACCUACAUGUGCAGAAUUGAUUUAAGGGGUCACGUGCCAGACUGGUACACCAAGUGUUUUGGACACUUGUGUGCAUCUGAAGUAGUUAAGAUACGAGACUCUUUCACUCAUCAGAGUCUUGAGAACAGGGAAAUAAAAUGCAGGUGACUACUGAAGAAGAGGAACGGCUGUGCACUCCAGACCUCAGCAACAUAGAUGUUACACAAAACAGAGGCUCAUCUGCUGCAGACCAUCUGUAAGUCAUGUCAUGAAGGGAUGACAGCAUGAGACUGUGAGCAUUGACUGUGGCCAUACCAUACACUUUAAAGCUGCUUCCUGUCUGUUUAAGGUCUAUAGUGUAGGCCUUGACUGGAAUACAUCGGAGGACUGUACAAAAAAAAAAAAAAAAAAAAAAAAAAAAAAAAAAAAAAAAAAAGUA
Lagopus muta (rock ptarmigan) is the source of this 5468-nucleotide messenger RNA. RefSeq names its product DLC1 Rho GTPase activating protein (gene DLC1). Lineage: Eukaryota; Metazoa; Chordata; Aves; Galliformes; Phasianidae. Gene Ontology annotation, biological process: regulation of Rho protein signal transduction; signal transduction; actin cytoskeleton organization. The transcript has 22 exons. Bases 587 to 5197 code for a protein of 1536 amino acids. Gene Ontology annotation, cellular component: focal adhesion; membrane raft. The record is from RefSeq and is a predicted model, not a curated record. Gene Ontology annotation, molecular function: lipid binding; GTPase activator activity; protein binding.